Messenger RNA from Pseudogymnoascus verrucosus, 2659 nucleotides. RefSeq lists its product as uncharacterized. Bases 1235 to 2359 code for a protein of 374 amino acids. The transcript has 5 exons. The record is from RefSeq and is a predicted model, not a curated record. Lineage: Eukaryota; Fungi; Ascomycota; Leotiomycetes; Thelebolales; Thelebolaceae.
CUCAUUUUCUGUGUUUGGCCACGGCCCGCAGUAGCGUCGUUUCAAGCGUUCCCGUCCUAUGGCUUAUCCACGGCAGCUAAGUAGCAUGGCUUGUCCAACAGCGGUAGUGAUAAACCAUAAGGUUGGGGGGCGAGAAUUUUGAUCCCCUGGUGCCACACCAAAUAUUUACGUGGAGCAACGUCAGUCUUACAGAAUCUGCCCGAGCCCGAAAAUACUUGAAGCAAAGAGCCAUGCAUGUUCAAAUUCGCGAUCUUCGACAGACUUCCUACAGUCGGACCGUGGGCUUAUGCCGAGCAAAAGGUCCGAUGUGCGGAGAACGGGUCGUGAAUACAGCUCCUUCCCACUCAUUCUGCUCGACAUGGGCAAGGAGUACGAGCUGAUGCUCGUAUCCUAGGACUCUAGUUGACAAAUAUGCAUGAUCACUCUUAGAUUUUGGGUCCGACGAGUUUGGGUGCUGCGCUUUGUAGGGGAACGCAACAGCAAUACUAGGAAGAUAAGUCGGACCAGAGUACAGCAACUCACUAUUCGGGUUGGAAUUCGCGAUUCGAGCGGGCCAGCCCUACUAUUUACUCCACAAAGAGGCAAUGCACUGCACUGCCCUGGUACACGUAGGAGAAUGCUAAUCGUACGCCGUACCCGUAACGGCUGCUACAGGCCGCAGCCGCGGUUCUCACUAGGCAGGAUUUGGCCGCACAUGACAGCGCCAACCUAUGUCCUCUGGCACUCCUCAAGGGAUAACGUCUUUACUAAUGCUUUCAUCCGCAGCUAGCCCCGCCUUCUAAUUUCCUCGGUUUUCUUUGCUCUUGUGGACACACAACUGGGAAGGUCUGUCUGCUUGGCACCAUGUUCAGAACCCAUGCAAUGCAACAAAUUAAACAAGAACCCCUUCAAGUAAUGGACGGGAGGACGGCGUAUAUGUAUAAGAUCUGCGUAUUCUUCUGUUCUCCUAAAACCGAAGCCCUGCUCUCGCAAGGGAGGAAAGGAGAACUGGAUUUGAUCCCAGAUCAGUCCCAACAGCAAAAUGGCGGCAUGCUGGAUUGAUCAGAGUUCAGUUUUCUUUUAACUUAUAACCUUCCCGUUCCGUCUCGCAGUGACCAUCCUGCUGUCCAGACCUUUUCAUUCCUUCGAUUCGGGCUGCGAUAUCUUCCCGGAGGCGUAGCACUUUUGACUUCACUUCGCCCUAGCUUUUCGUACAUUUUGCUUGCGUACGCCUUUACAACAUACGCCGCCCAUCAUGGCCGAUUCUAGUGCCCAGUUGAUACCAGAGGCAAAAGAGUCUCGGAGCCAGCAAGUUGUUAUUAUACAGCUUACCAUGCUUAGUCUCGCCUCCCUCGCCGUCAUUGGCCGUAUCUGGGUCCGUCUCGCACUGGUGAACACCAGGCUUGCCGCAGAUGAUUGGGUUAUCAUGGUAUCGCUGGCUUUCUCAGUCGCCUUUGUCGCUGAUGUUGUAACCCAAACCAAGUAUGGACUUGGCCAACAUGUUGCUGAUCUCCCGAAAGAAACAAACUUUGCCGAGUCCCUUCGGCUCUUCUACUUUGGCGAAGCCAUUUAUUAUAUUACGGUUGGCACGACCAAAGUCGCAAUUUUGUUACUUUAUUUGCGCCUUGCUGUCAAAAAGGGGCUACGAACGCUCAUAUGGGCCACCAUGGGCUUCGUCAUCGCCACAUUUAUUGCCUCUGUUAUAGCCGGCCUGUUUCAGUGCAAUCCAAUUGCAUUCGCAUGGGAUAAAACCAUCGAAGGCGGAACUUGCUUCAACGUCACGGCGCUAUUCUACGCCAACGCCGGACUGAAUAUCUUCCAGGAUGUUUUCAUUUAUAUUUUGCCGAUGCGGAUGCUGUGGGAAAUACAAAUCCCAAGGAAGCAGAAGAUAGCUUUAAUUGCGGUUUUCGCAGUCGGAGGCUUUGUAUGUGUGACUGGAAUGUUGCGAUUAAACUCUUUGAAAACUGCCUCUGUCUCGCAAGAUCCAACUUGGGACAAUUUCGGUUCGGCAAUUUGGUCUGGUAUCGAGUCAAAUAUCGGCAUCGUCUGCGCCUCUCUUCCACAUUUCAAACCACUACUCACUCGCUACUGCCCUGGCUUGAUGGGUGUUCGCAGCACGGCUGCUAUGACUCCUCUUAGCGAUGGUAGGGCGAAGCAGAGCAAUAGUGGAUACAUGACGCCAAACGGAGACGAUAAUUUCCAGUUAGCUCGUGGUAAUGGCCAACGGAUUUUGAAAGGCGGGCCUGGAUAUAGCGUUGCCGUAACUGGAAAGUCUAGAUCGAGUGUCAACAGUAGUGAGGAGUAUAUUCGGGAAACCAACGCCGAGAACAAGCAGCAAGGCAUAUAUAAGAGCACGAAGACCACCUUUAGCCCAGUAUAAUAGGCUACAGUGGGUUAUUGGAAUUGGAUAGAUUAUUUUGGUGGACAAACGAGCUGGCUUGUUUGGGAUGCAUAGGGUAGACCAAAAAUUAUGUCUGCAUUUAGACCGAACUACUUCGGCGUUCAGCGACCUUCCACAUCAACCCCUGGCAGGUUCUCGCCCAGAUAAUUCAAAACGAAUACAGUCAGGAAUCGAGUGUACUUUACGCAAGGAUAUAUAUGUAAAACUGGGGCUUGGAACAGGGUAGAUCUUGUACGAUUGUGGAAAAGAGAAAGCAGUUCGAAAAUAACAACCUCGGUG